UUUGAGGUUAGAAGUGCUGUUUCGUGUCAAUAAACAAACAAAUAAGAUGGAUUUUAGGAUAAUAAGCAAUUUCCUUCUUGUUUCAGCGUUAAUUGUGUCCAAUUUACCUAAGAAUGACUGCAAGAUUCAUGAACUCAAAGUCAAAAAUGAUGACCGAUCGUACAUAUCUGUGAGUACCUUUGGAUUUUUCAAAGGAGGAGGCCUAGAUGUCAAACUACGACAGUUUCAUCCUGAACCAUUAAAUUCAAAUGAUGUUUAUGGAUUUAGCAUCGAUCGCACCAUGAGCGACGCAGUGAAUCCGUACCUGGACACUCAUCAAGAAAAGUGUUUGCUGAAAGAUACGAAUUACUUUAUGGCCUCCAAUCUUGCCGUCGUUUAUCUUGAGAUGAAUCUUAAGACAAAGACGUUGAUAGUAAAAUGUAACAAAAAUAUGGAGUCUUUGUACAUCUUCCCAAAUAAAGAAGCUGUGACGCGCUAUGCAGUGCCUACGCAACCUGCAAAACAGGAUGACGAUCCGUUUCCGCAUGAAGAUAGCUCAGAAUGGAAAGCAGGAGAUUCGGAUGAUCUAGCUGAAGGACAACGAAUCUUCAAAGACGUGAAAUGCUCUCAAGAGCUGCCGAUCGACGUGGACGAAACAGGACAAUACUUCAACACGACCUUCACGGCGAUCAUCCCGUCGGAGAAGGAAGAGGGCCUGUAUCACCUUUUCUUCCACAACUGCCGCAACUACCAAGUCCUUUUCUCCGAGCCCAAGGUGCGGCUCAACUUCGUCAUGGAAAUCGAGGAAAGGAACGUGCUCAACUACCUGUCGGCCGGCGAACAGCCUCUGCCCACCCUCUACUUCAGCAUGUCCAUGAUAUUCUUCUUCUUCGGCUGCCUCUGGAUGCACACACUUCUCUUGAGUCGGCAUCCUGUUUUCAAAAUCCAUUAUCUGAUGGCGAGUCUCAUUUUUCUCAAGUCAUUAUCGCUUUUGUUCCACGGGAUCAACUAUCAUUUCAUCGAAGCCAGAGGAGAACGUGUCGCUUCGUGGGCAAUCAUGUUUUACAUCAUUCACUUAUUGAAAGGUUUGGUUUUGAUCAUUACGAUUUUACUCGUCGGCACUGGGUGGACCUUCAUCAAGUACAUUCUUUCCGACAAGGAAAAGAAAAUAUUCAUGUUUGCCAUUCCACUUCAAGUUCUCGCAAACAUUGCUUACAUCAUCGUAGACGAAUCGGAAGAAGGGGAUAUCGAAUAUAGAAACUGGUCAGAUAUUUUCCAGCUGGUUGACCUCUUUUGCUGCGGCGCCAUCUUAUUCCCAGUAGUCUGGUCCAUCCGGCAUCUGCAAGAAGCAUCGCUAACUGAUGGGAAAGCAGCCAUCAACCUCCGGAAGCUGAAACUUUUCAGGCAUUUCUACAUUAUGAUAGUGUGCUAUGUCUAUUUCACAAGAAUCAUAGUUUAUUUAUUAAAAAUUACAGUGCCUUUCCAGUAUGAAUGGCUGUAUGAGCUGUUUAACGAGGGAACUGUCCUCAUAUUUUUCAUCCUGAGUGGCUACAAGUUCCGACCAGCCUCUGCUAAUCCUUAUUUUCAAGUCAGUUUAGACGAUGAUGAUGAAGAUAUGGAUAUAGUGAUCAGUCAAUGCGGGGUCACCGAAGGACUCACAAAACUAUCCAGGACCAUCAACGACGACGAGAAAGACACAUCAUCGUUACUCCUCUCAAAGCGCGAAAGCAGUCACGAGUACGAUUAGACACAAAAAGCAUCUACGAUCAUCUUGUCUCCCUUCUGACAAAAGAAUGUAACUUUACUACGGCCGUGAUGAAUCCUGUUGUCCAAGUUGCCAGGUUGUGCAAUUAAACUUCGAUAUUUUCCCAGCACAGUCUGGCAAAAUUGCAGAUCAUACAAUUCAAUGUUUUCCCAGGCUCAUCCGGAAGUGUAGUUAUGCCCUUUUGUCAGUUUAGCAAGGAUCUGUCACUCCUGCAUUCCAUGCUCAGUUUUGACGAAAGCACAUUGUAUCCCCAGGAAGCGUACGUCUCGGGGAAUAUUCCUAGCUCCUGUGUCUCAGAGCAUGGACAUCGCAACUUGGGGUUCCGAUUCGCGAUUUUUCUCGAACCUCUGAACUUCUAGUUUCAAGGUGGCCAAGAUCAGGGAGAAUCGAGGAUUUGGGGGAAAUUUAUGUCUGGAAAAAUGGAUGAAAAUUAGGAGAAAUGUAGUGGAUAAGAAGAAGCAGGAACGUCAAAAAAAAUCGAGAAAAAUUAGAGAACACUGAAAUAGAAUCAGGAAAGAAAAGGAGUAGUCUGAGGAAAGGAAAGAGGUUCAUGGAAUGGAGAGAAGUUAGGAAAAUGUAAACGUCGAAGACAAUAGGGGAUGAAUGGUUUAAAAUUCAGGAGAAACAAAAGAUGUAGGAAAGUGAGGGAAAACUUUGAGAUUUCAUGGGAAGAGAAGGAAUCUCAGUGAAAAUUGUGGCCAAUCAUUGGAAACGAGAAAUAGCCAGAUCUCAUGAAAGAAAAUCAGGGAAAAAGCAGAGGGAGACCAGAGAAAAUGGUGAAAAGUCAAGGAAUAUGGAAAAAGUCAGAGAGAACUGAAAGAAAUCAGGGAUGACACCCUAGAAAAAAGGAUUUUAGGAAGUCGUGGACAGAGAUGCAUAAUUAAAUUUCUUUGCCGUGAAAUGCCAGCAAUUUUUAAAGGGCUGGAUAUGCAAUUGGCAGUACAGUAGAGCCCGCAUAUAACGAAGUUCACGAUUUUCAGAAAAACUCGUCAUAUCCGGAACUUCGUUAAAAGCGAGUUCACUGUAUACGGGCUCCACUGUAGUUAUCUGAAAAUUCGAUUUAAAACUUUGGCAUUUGACUCAUGAUAUUUUUUUUUUCAAAAUCAACAUUUUACUUUGUCUGUGCGUUUUAUAGUAUGCUGAAUCCAUAGUGCAAGUUUUAAAGAAUUUCAUCUUAUAAAGUUAUGUGAUAUUUUGUAUCUACGGCCAUGGAGGACAAACAAAGCCAGGGAAAAAGUGAAAAGAAUUCGAAAAAACGAAUGUGAGAGAGAAGAAGAAGGAAUAAUUCAGGGAAGGGAGAAGAAAUUCAGGAACAAGAGAAGAAAUUGAGGAAAAACUGAGAAAUUCAGGGGAAGUAGUAAAAAUUCAGAGAAAACAAGAAAAAUUCACAGAGAACAAAGAGAAUCGAGGGAAUAUAGAAAAGAGUCACCAAAAACAACUCGCCUCUAGAGAACCAGGAUAAGUCUGAGAAUUCUGUCUACUGUGGCCACCUUGCAACUGAAUCACAAAAGCGGAGGAUAUUCCUAAUUCGUAUUAUGUCCAUAAAAUAAUCAAGGUUUCCAAGUUAUGCAAUAAAAUGAGGACAGUUUACACAAUUUAAAUGGGGAACUUGAUCUAGAACUUUCUGGCAGCAAUGCCAAUCAUUGGAACCUCUUAAUAUGUGAGCACUUUAAUUUGUUUGAUUGUAUUUUCCUUAAGCUGUUACUUCAUGCACAAGUCAUUUCUCUACGUAGAAUUUUUGUUUUAUGAAAAUGAUCGCAGCCUAGUUCUUGCCAGUAUCAUCAACUGUUAAAUUAGGGCUUUGAAAAAGUCUGAAAAAAAGUUUCAAAACGUACGUUUUGGGAAACCCUUCUUUUUCUUUUUUAAGUUGAAUGGACUACUAGACAAGGUAUGAAUUUAAGCAUUCUUAUAUGUGUAUUCUCUUCAAACCCGCAGAACAUGAUUUACGCAAUAAAAAUUACUAGAAUCGACUCCCAGCUAAGACAUCAACAAUUUUAUUUAGCACUAGUUACGAAAAUCAAAAUUCCCCCCUCCUAAGAAAAACAAAAGUCCACAUGAAUCAAAUUGCGCAACUUGUAACAGUUGAGCUGAAGCACGGAGAUUGAGGUUAAGUUACUUUCGUAUUGUAGAGAACUUCACGGCAAUGUUUAGUGUGCAGUUUAACUCAAGUAGAUUACAUUUUCUUCUAUCAGAGGGAAGUUUGACUUUAUGAAUUGAAAAACGUAAAUGUCUUUAUUGGGAGGUACUUUCAGUCGUUUUCGUGGUAAAAAUCGGGUUUCACGUCAAAUUUUAAUGGGGAUUCAUGUGUCAUACCUAAUGCUUAAAGUUGUGCCUUAUCGUCUACCGGUCCCUUAUGAAGCAAGAAGAACAAAAUUCGAAGAAUAAUUUGUAUUUACUCGUAAAAUAAAAGUAUAUUUUGAGGCAUAUUAAUUGAGGAAAAACGACCUUAUCAUUUUCUUCUUUUUCUGUCUCUCUUUUUGUAUCAAAUUUCUCAUUGUGUGUCAAUUUUUAACGACCAUCUUUUCAAUGCAUCGAUAGAUGUGUUUGUAUGCUUUGUUAUGUAAAUAUUUUCUUUCCUUUCUUAAGGCCUCCAAGUGAGGAUUUUUUUAUUUCCACGAACUUUCUCUGUAUUUUAGACCAUUUAUUCCUUCUUUUUAUUUUUCUGAAAAUCCUAGGGUCUAAUUUUGUCAAUUGAAGGUUCAAUAUUUAUAUUUUAUUGCAUUUAAAGGUUACUAAAUUGGACAAAUUUAAAACGAUCCAGCAUAGCUGUCAUCUUUUUUUUCUUUUCUUUUUUUCAGAGAACUAAACCAUUCAACGCUUUCAAACUUCAAGUGACUUUACCUUUGUUUAUGAAGGGUACACUCUCAAAAUUUCCGGUUUCAGUGUUGCCUGGAUUUGGGGUCAAAAAAUAAAAAAUCAGAGUACAAUAGGCAUCGUCUGAUCCAGCUAGGCUCAUCCUUGUUCAAUUUGUCCAAUUAGUAUGAACAAGAAUAUUUUUAUUACCUUAAAAGAAUAGUCAAUUUUUGCUGAAGUGCUGUGCAAAUUCGUACAUACUACAUAAAAUUAUUCGAGUAUGUGAUCAUUCGUUCGAAGAAUGGAGACUUCUUCACUCUGUUAAUGGCAACCAAUUAUCUGGUGUUCAUAGAUUGGAUCGAUGAAGAUAUUUGUCUUUUAUGUGUCUCUUUAUUUUCUAGUCCAGUUAUAAAAAAUUAUUUAAGUGAAUUUAAUAAUGAAAUGGAAGAAAUUUUUUAAUUUAAAGUUGUGUGCGAAUAUCUAAUUUUGAUUGAGAAACUUUACUUUCAAAAGCUGGAGGUGCUCACAACGUUGUAAAGAACAUCCCGUCAAAUAAAAGACUUUCAUUUGGCACCAAAAUGUACAAUUUUCCACACAACCUGUUAGGGGAAUACUUGUCAAAUUAUAAAG
Molecule: messenger RNA, 5167 nt
Organism: Bemisia tabaci
Lineage: Eukaryota; Metazoa; Arthropoda; Insecta; Hemiptera; Aleyrodidae
Product: protein GPR107
Biological process (GO): transport
Cellular component (GO): membrane; Golgi apparatus
Source: RefSeq, a predicted model, not a curated record